This is a messenger RNA of Ordospora pajunii, 2565 nucleotides long. RefSeq lists its product as uncharacterized. The transcript has a single exon. Bases 1 to 2565 code for a protein of 854 amino acids. The record is from RefSeq and is a predicted model, not a curated record. Lineage: Eukaryota; Fungi; Microsporidia; Ordosporidae.
AUGGAAGUCGAGUUUAAAGACGAAGUGAAGCGAGUUUUUGAAAUAGUCAGGAUGAAUGUGGCGUUUACAGGAAUGGAAGCUACGCCAAGGAAUGUUGUUAGUGCAGUGAUUGAGACUAUUUUGGAGUUAGGAGGGAGGAAUGAAUACACGAGGAUUGAUGAGCUUCUUCAGAUAGUUCUUGCAUACAAGGAGCAUGUGGAGGAGGGAUUAUGUGUCAACGAGUUGAUUAGAGUGAUAGUAACGAGAUUUGAUGACGAAGCGAUUUGGAGGCAAGGAUUCCGCCUGAUGAGGCAUUUUGUGAAUACAGGAAAGCAUUGCAUUGAGCACAUGAGGAUUGUGGUGGAAGAGUGCUUUGUGAAGAAAGAGAUGAGGAAGAAAGCGACGGAGCUGAUUGAAAGCUAUCUGAGUGAGAAGAGGUUUUGUGAAUGGUUUGUGGAGUACUUGGAGAAGCUUGAUGAUAUAACUUGGGCGAGAUAUGUGAAUUGUUUUUUUAAGCAUGUGCAUGGAAGGCUUGAUGUGAGAAGAAGGCUUGAAGAGAUGAAAAGCAAGCUGAGGAGAGGGCCAGGUGGAAGUGUGGAUGGAGAGCAUGGCUCCUUAGACGAUGUAGAAAGAAAGGCAUUGUACUCUGAAUGUUGUGAUUUGCUGUAUAACUAUACGGCUGCUGAGAUGGGCAAUGCGGAUGUGAACGGGGAUGUUUUUGAGUACGUUGUUUCUGAGCUUGAGGACCUGUUUGAGAUGGAGCAUCUGAGGGGAGGAAAGCUUCUUAUGGUGUUUUCUAUGCUUUCAGAGAAGGAUCUCGGGGAGUUUUUGAGGAGUGGAAGACACAUGAUGAAGAUAACUGCGGGAGUUAAGUGUGCGAUCCGGAGGGAGUUUGAAGAGCGCAAGCUGGACAACGAGCAGGUGUAUGAGUUUGUCAGGUCGAUAAGGCACCUUCUUGGAUCGGAAUUUCUUGGGCUUGUGAGGGUUAUGGGGGAGAAGUACAUUGAGGGAGACAACAAGUAUCAGUUUAUUCUUGGGGCAGUGGCGGUGAUGAUGGGGAUUGAGGAGCUGCUUGGGAUGUAUGAGGAAGGCUUGAUUGAUGUUGAGCGAUGGGCGCCUGUGAUCCGAGCGUCAUGCAACAGUGAUGUUUCGUUUUUCUUGAAGCUGUACAAGGGAGUGAGUAAGAAGGAAGGCAAGAAUAGCAUCAAGAUGUGUGUUUUGCUGAACUGUCUUCCGGCGUUCUGCAACUAUUGCUCUGAUCAUUAUGGAAUGGUUGGAGAGUUUAUAGAUGUGAUGAAGACGAGCCUGGGCAACAGGAAUGCUGUGAGCUCUGUGUACAAUGGACUAAAUCGGAUGAUACACUCGCACCAAGGGAAUGUCAAGGGAGGACUGGUUCUGAGGAAUAGCAUUGCCGUAGAGGAUUCGAAGAGGAUAUUGGAGGCGAUUUUUUCGAGUGGGAUUGGACUUGAGAUUCUGUGCAUGGAGAAUGGAGAAGGAUCUGAGGAGAUGGAUGUGCUUCUGCAGAGGCUUUUUGAGGUUGAUGAUUAUGGGAUCUGUGAGAAGGUGCGUGAGUAUGUUGUUUGCCAUCCAAGGAUAGAGUCUAUUGGGGUUGGAAGAUGGAACCUGGGUGGAAUAUGUGAUGUGCUGAAGGUGGCGAGAUAUUUUAUUGGCAGGAUGCAGAGCGAUUUUGAAUACUAUGGGAAGCUGAUUGAGUUUGUGCAGAGAAGCGAGAGUGGGGUUCAGAAGCGAGCGUACCAGCUGCUGUGUUGCAUGAAAAAGUCGCAGAAGAUUGAUCUGUGUAUAUGUGACAGCAUGUUUUCGCAUGAGGCUGUGGAUGGUUUGAAGGAGUCGUCGUUACGGUGGAGGAUACAGCUGCUAUAUGAGAUAUAUAAGAAUGGAUGCGGAUGUUUCAAUGAAAGGAGGAAGGAAUACUUCAACAAGAUGGUUCCUGCAUUAGUUGUUGGGAUGACUGCGAAGAAUGUAAAGGCAAGGAAGGCAAGCGAGGAAUGUCUUAGAGAGCUUGUGGCGAUACUUGAUGAGGAGCUAUUUGAGCUUUAUUGCAAGAUGCUUUAUGUAGGGAUGAGGUCUGAGAGUGUGGAGCUGAGGUGUGGGAUACUCGAGGCAAUGGCUUGCCUGAUUGAGGAGCAUAGCGAAAGGCUUGGCGAUGAGUAUAUUGGAAGGAUGUAUGAGGAGUGUGUGUGCACAAGCAGGCUUGGCAAAGAAGGUAUUUUGCAUGUACUUAGGUUUGUAGAUGUGCUUAUUGGAGUAUGCAAGAUAGACUAUUCUGGAUGUAUUGAGAUUCUUGAGUUGUAUACAGAUAAUUUCAAGAGAAAGUAUGUGGAAGAGAUCAAGCAGGUUGUUAGGAAGCUAAUUGCCAAGGGAGUGGAGUUGCCCAACAAGCUGGUUAAGAUCCUGAAUGAACGAAAGCGAAGGACAGCAGUUCCAAGGCUUCAGAUAACAAAGAAAAACGAUGUGGUGUUUACGGAGCAUAAGAGAGGAACACGUGUAGAGCACAAAGGAGGAGUGUGCGCUAAGUCGAAGCACGUGCAACGACGGACACAAACAGGCUAUAGGAGUAAGAAAUAA